This is a messenger RNA of Epinephelus lanceolatus (giant grouper), 5777 nucleotides long. RefSeq names its product dispatched homolog 1 (Drosophila) (gene disp1). The record is from RefSeq and is a predicted model, not a curated record. Gene Ontology annotation, cellular component: membrane. Gene Ontology annotation, biological process: smoothened signaling pathway. Gene Ontology annotation, molecular function: peptide transmembrane transporter activity. NCBI's taxonomy places the organism in Eukaryota, Metazoa, Chordata, Actinopteri, Perciformes, Serranidae.
GCAAACAAGAACUCAGUGCGCAGCUGCUCAGCCAACAUGGUUUGAUGCUUGGAUAGUGGAUUCAUCAGCAUCCGGCAAAAACUAAAGUAGAGGAGCAGGAAUACUUUUCUUAUCACACAUUAGUGCUCAGCGUGUGGUUUACUCUCAGACGGGUGGGUGCCCAGAGUUCCUUGGAGGCUGGCAGGUCAGGAACGAGCAAACACAAACCGAGUUCAUCCAAAGAAUUAACAAUUUACUGUCUCUGUGAGGAGUUUGACAGUCUGAACGCAUGAAUAGAUUUGGAGCAUGGUUCUUUUUCAUCCAACAGAGGAGUGACAGUGUCUUUGCCAGGCUUACUGGGAGAGGACCAUGGCCCUGAGCGAUGCAAGUGGUGACCCUCUAGCCCUCAGCAACGGAGGGCACCAUCCUCUCAGUGCCAACGGAAACACCAGCUCACCAGUUAGCAACGGCCAGGACCCUCUCAGAGCCGCUUCUAGUGGUGACUGCUUCACAGCAGAUGGAGAUGAAGAUGUGACAGUGAAGGAUGAGGCGUCCAAAGUUCAGCAGAGAUCGCAUGUGCUCCUGAGAACAAACAGACCAAGCCAAAAUGGCGGCAUUGUCAAACAGAAUGGCUCCCUGAGGAACCUUCCCCCAUCCUCCCCUGCCUCUUCCUCCCCGGCUGUCAUAGACUCCCAGAGGCUGGCCAAACGCCACCUUUCCUCUACUCUUUCCCCGUCCUCGUCCUCCCCUUCUCUCCAGCCCCCGCCACUCUGCUGUCCGCACUGUCACUUCCACUCCACCCUGUGCUGUCCCUGUGGACAGCAGGAGUGUCCGCUCUUCCAGAAUCCAGGCACAGGGCCUGGCUCCAUUCCCCACCCUGGGACCACUUCAUCCUGCCCGUGCUGCCUCUCUGCCUGCACAUACUCUCACCCUCAUCCCCAUCCUCCUCACCCAUCCUCCCCUCUCUGUCUCCAACACCACCAUCACCAGCGCUGGCAGGAGCACCUCCAGAACCAGACACCUGGGAUCAGCCCUGCAAGGCCCUUUCGAUUCCCCAAAAGCUAUGCCGAGCUGAUAGCUGACUGGCCAGUGGUGGUGCUGGGGGUGUGCACAGUGCUCAUCGUGGUGUGUGCCCUUGUGGGCAUCCUGGUGCCUGACCUGCCGGAUUUCUCUGACCCACUGCUGGGUUUUGAGCCACGAGGAACAGCCAUUGGGCAGCGACUGGUGACCUGGAACAACAUGGUGAAGAACACGGGCUACAAAGCUACACUGGCCAACUACCCCUUUAAAUACGCUGAUGAGCAGGCCAAAAAUCACCAGGAGCCCCGGUGGCCCGAGGACCACUUUGACAGAGACAAACGGCAAGCAGAGUGGGACUUCAGUAAAGAGUUCUUCUGUGAUGUGCCAGGUGACAGUUACUCUAGACUGGUGUUCACAUCAGCUGAGGGGAAGAGCCUGUGGAGUAUUCAGGCCAUCAAAUCCAUGUGCAAUCUGGACAACACAAGGGUCCGUUCCCAUCGUGACUACUGGAGUCUUUGUCAGCGCACCAAUGACGCCUCCUGCUGCCCCAGCUGGACACUUGGUAACUACAUUGCUGUCCUAACUAACAGGUCGUCCUGCCAGAAGAUCACAGAGCGUGAUGUAUCGCACACGCUCAAGAUCCUGCGCUCAUGUGCAAAGUACUACCACAAUGGCACACUGGGACCCGACUGCUGGGACAUGGCCUUGCGACGGAAAGACCAGCUGAAGUGCGCCAGUGUGCCCCGGAAGUGCACCAAGUACAAUGCUGUCUACCAGAUCCUUCACUUCCUGGUAGACAAGGACUUCCUCAGUCCCAAGAGCCUGGAGUUUCCUCCACCUGUGCUCAAAUACAGCAUGCUCUUCUCCCCCACAGAGAAAGGAGAGUCUAUGAUGAACAUUUACUUGGACAAUUUUGAGAACUGGAACUCUUCAGACGGCAUCACCACAGUCACAGGGAUCGAGUUUGGCAUCAAACAUGACCUCUUUCAGGACUACCUCCUCACAGACACGGUGUAUCCAGCAAUAGCCAUAGUGAUCGUCCUGCUGGUCAUGUGUGUGUACACACGCUCAGUUUUCAUCACUCUGAUGACAAUAAUAGCCAUCAUCAGCUCACUCAUUGUGUCUUACUUUCUUUACCGAAUGGUCUUCAACUUUGAGUUCUUCCCCUUCAUGAACCUCACGGCCCUCAUCAUCCUAGUCGGCAUUGGUGCGGACGAUGCCUUCGUGCUUUGUGAUGUGUGGAACUACACCAAGUUUGACAAGCCACAUGCUGAGCUGGCAGAGACGGUUGGUGUGACCUUACAGCAUGCCGCCCUGUCUAUGUUCGUCACCAGCUUCACAACUGCUGCAGCUUUUUACGCCAAUUACGUCAGCAACAUCACUGCCAUACGCUGUUUUGGUGUCUACGCGGGUACUGCCAUACUGGUAAACUAUAUUCUCAUGGUGACAUGGCUUCCAGCUGUGGUGGUGCUACACGAACGCUACCUGCCUAAUAUGUUUCCCUGCACCAAGCCUCCACACCAGCAGAGAGGUUAUUGUACCCGCAUGUUCUGGGCAGGUCUUUGUCAGAAGGCCAACAAAUGCCUGUUUACUGUGUCUGAGGCAUCCAGGAUCUUCUUUGAGAAGGUCCUGCCUUGCAUCGUCAUUAAACUGCGCUACCUCUGGCUCUUCUGGUUCCUCGCCAUCACUGUGGGCGGGGCCUAUGUGGUUUGUGUCAAUCCUAAGAUGAAGCUCCCGUCUCUGGAGCUGGCGGAGUUUCAGGUGUUCCGAUCCUCACACCCAUUUGAGCGCUACGACGCAGAGUACAAGAAACUGUUCAUGUUUGAGAGGGUUCAUCAUGGCGAGGACCUGCACAUGCCUAUCACCAUUAUCUGGGGCGUGACACCUGUGGAUAAUGGGGACCCCCUGAACCCCAAGAACAAGGGAAAACUAAUGCUGGAUAACAGCUUCAAUAUCGCCAGUCCAGCAUCUCAGCUGUGGAUCCUCAGCUUCUGCCAGAAACUGAGAAAUCAGAGCUUUGUCUUUCAGUCUGAGGAGCAGGACUUCACCAGCUGCUUCAUCGAGACAUUCAAACAGUGGAUGGAGAACCAGGACUGCGAGGAGGCUUCAGUUUACCCCUGCUGCAGCCAGUCCACCUUCCCCUACAAGCAGGAAGUCUUUGAGCUGUGCAUCAAGCGAGCCAUUAUGGAGCUGGAUCGCAGUACAAACUACCAUCUAGACAGCAAGACCCCUGGACCUCGAUUCGACAUCAAUGACACCAUCAGAGCCAUAGUGUUAGAGUUCCAGAGUACUUACCUCUUCACCCUGGCCUAUGAGAAGAUGUACCAGUUCUAUCGUGAGGUGGAUGCCUGGAUCACUGAGGAGUUACGGUACGCUCCAGCAGGCCUCAGCCACGGCUGGUUCAUCAGCAACCUGGAGUUCUACGACCUCCAGGACAGUCUGUCAGAUGGCACUCUGGUUGCCAUGGCACUGUCAGUGGCUGUAGCUUUCAGCGUUAUGUUGCUGACUACCUGGAAUGUCAUCAUCAGUCUGUACGCCAUCCUGUCAAUAGCCGGUACCAUCUUUGUCACAGUGGGCUCCCUGGUGCUGCUUGGCUGGGAGCUCAAUGUCCUUGAGUCCGUCACUAUUUCAGUUGCAGUGGGGCUCUCUGUGGACUUCGCAGUCCACUAUGGCGUGGCCUAUCGGCUCGCCCCUGAGCCUGACCGCGAGGGGAAGGUGAUUUUCUCCCUCAGCCGCAUGGGCUCUGCCAUCGCCAUGGCAGCACUAACCACCUUUGUUGCCGGGGCAAUGAUGAUGCCCUCAACUGUAUUAGCCUACACCCAGUUGGGCACAUUCAUGAUGCUGAUCAUGUGCAUCAGCUGGGCCUUUGCUACCUUCUUCUUUCAGUGCAUGUGUCGCUGCCUUGGACCCCAGGGGACCUGCGGCCAGAUACCCCUGCCCAAAAAGCUGCAGUGUCAGGUGUUUUCUGAGGUCACAGCCACGGGCCCCUCACCUCAAGGGAAAGGCUCUGGCCUGGGGAAGUAUCAGCUGGACAGCAGGGGAGGGGAGGUGGAGCAUUAUGAAUUGGAGCCUUUGGCCUCCAGUCAGAAAACUGAAGAGAAGCCCAGAGAGGGGCAGGAGGUGUGUGCUCAGCUUUACAAUGGCAUCCCCCCUCACCACCACACUGCUCCUUAUUCACACAUCCAUUACAAGAGCAAAACUGAGACAGGCAGGAGUGGCCCUGAGAAUGGCCUCGUAGCUGCACUGAGCACACCGUCCAGGUGCCAAUACUCUCAAAACACUAACUGCACAUGUGGGGACUCUUCUUCUCCUCACCACCUGUCUCAGCAGUGGAACCCCCACCCCUGUGUUCAGCCUCCCCAGGACUCUCCCUCCUGCGCUCCCACCCCUCAGCUCUUCCCACUCUCAGGAAGCCAACAAAAUGCAGCCCUGUUACCUACAAACCUGGAACCAGUCUACACACACAUGGAGUGCCGUAUGCACUACGUACACUGUCCCCCUGCCCAUUUCCACCAUUGCUCCCAAGGGAGAAUAGUGGCCCCCAGGCACGGACGUGCCCACAGCUGCCAUCUCAGGAAGUAUUGUGUCCACACAGCAAGCCUGCAGGCUGCUUCAGCCAAAGAACAGAGAUCUACAGCUCUGAGCCAGGACACCGGCCCUGCUCCCGGCUCAGAGCCUGUGGGGCAGGAGGAUGACCACAGACAUGAAACAAGGCCCUCAAGCCCUGACAGUGGCCAAGAUGUCAGCACCCCAACCCUGACACAAGCUCAGACACAAUGCCCCUCCCCCUUACUGGGCUCACCACACACAACCAGUCAGGAAAGACACAAGGGAAGGGACAGUGACCAUUGUUGUGGUGACAACCACAUGUCCACCACAACCACAGUUACAACACAGAUGGAACCUUGUUGUAAAAUCCCUGGCAACCAGGAGAAGCUGAAAAGUAUUCCCGUCAAACGGGAGGAAAGUGUCAAAAAGUGCAAGCAGAACUCAAAAAGACAGCGGGCGUCCUCUGCCUCUCCAAAGAAACUCUACUGUUUUAACAGGGCAUUGAAGGUGAAGUGCAGUUCAGCUUCAGAGUUUAACAUGCCAAAAACUGAAACCAGCGUGCCUCCUAUUGCAAUAAACACCAAUCCCUCUUCUGAAAGCUUAUGUUGAUGAUACAUUGAUAUUUUAACAAAAUUCACAACAAAUAGAAAUUCACAACAAAUAAAUGUUCAUAAAUGUUCAAAAAAAAAGGAAUGACACAUCUCUGCAAUCAAUGUUUGCGAUGUGUUUGCUGACCAAGUGCCUCAGUGUGUUUAAAUAUAUUUAAUUUAUAAAACAGCACGGACCCACGCAAUCUCAUCUGUUUACAUGUUUCUUUUUGGACUUACCAGGUCUCCAUGUGCCAUAUUCUGUGUUAGAUUUUACAGGGAACACUCACUAUUGUUAAAGCAAUAUCAUUAUGGGAAAUUCAUUUUAUUUCACAAAAACACCUCCAUGAAAUCUAACAAACAGCAGUGUUAAAUAUACUCAUACUGCAGCCAUUUGCACCAACAUGAAAUGGUAUAGUAUAUAAUGUGAUAUUGUGUGUAAUUAUCAAUAUAUGUCGUCAGAUAUGAUCACAUCAACCAUAACAAACGUGCCACAUUUUACAAGGUGAUAAAAAGUUGUUGCUUGACACUUCUUGUAUUUGUGGGAGGCAGUGGUAAAUUCAGUGUGUUCUUGUGUUCAAGUCACCACACGCUGCCUCAGAUAAAAGAUGUACUGUAUGAUUAAAGUGUCUUUUUUUUUUA